AUGGUCCCCCUCCCGCUCUUCAAGCUCGCGGCCCUCUUCGUGCGGCACGUCUCCAAAUAUGGCGCUAACCGCAUCAAGGCGCGCGCCCACGACCAUCCCCGCUUCCGCGCCUUCGCCGCCCGCUACGGCCAGUCGAUACACCAGCUGAACAUGCGCAUGUCGGUCGCCCUGUUGCGGGAUCCCGAGGCCGAGCGACGAGCCAAGGAGCGCGCCGAGGCGCCGACCGUCAAGACGGAGGAGCAGCACAAGCGCGAUGAGGCGGCGAGGGAAAAGGCCGCAGCGAAGGAGAAGGCCGCAGGCGCCAAGACAGAACACGCCUCGUCAACAUCAACUUCAACGUCAACGUCAGCAUCAGCGUCAACAUCUUCGUCAACAUCUUCGUCAUCAUCGUCGUCGUCGUCGACAUCGUCCCACGCCCACCAGCGCAGAGGCGGCUUCACCUUCCAAAACGUCUGGAAGCGCAAGUUCCGCCCGCUGCCCGAGACCAAGGCCGUGGACCUCUUCGCCGACGUCAUUGGCGACGCCUUCAUCCUCGCCGUCGCGGGAGGGCUCAUCAUCUACGAGACGUGGAAGGCGUCGCGCAAGCCCGACGCCAACAAGGAGCGCAUCGACGAGCUCGACCGCCGCCUCGAGGAGCUCAGGCUGCGCGAGGAUGAGCUCGCCGAGGCGGAGCGGAGCCGGCAGCAGCGGUACGAUGCCUUGGAGGAGGCGCUGCGGGCGCUCCAAGACCCCAAGACGAAACAGCCGCUGCUACCGAGCUUGCGGGCGGCAUGA
Messenger RNA from Purpureocillium lilacinum, 774 nucleotides. RefSeq lists its product as uncharacterized. Gene Ontology annotation, cellular component: mitochondrion. The record is from RefSeq and is a predicted model, not a curated record. Gene Ontology annotation, biological process: regulation of lipid metabolic process. Lineage: Eukaryota; Fungi; Ascomycota; Sordariomycetes; Hypocreales; Ophiocordycipitaceae.